Molecule: messenger RNA, 5847 nt
Organism: Trichoderma breve
Lineage: Eukaryota; Fungi; Ascomycota; Sordariomycetes; Hypocreales; Hypocreaceae
Product: ankyrin repeats (3 copies) domain-containing protein
Exons: 9
Coding region: 1-5847 (1948 amino acids)
Molecular function (GO): protein binding; zinc ion binding
Source: RefSeq, a predicted model, not a curated record
AUGGAGACCAGUGAAGAUGAUCAGCCAUCUCCCAUCACGUUUUGGGAAGGCUACCAUCGAGAUGACCUCACCUUAAUGACUAUUAAGGAUUCUACACAACAAGAUUAUGAUACAGACAAGUCUCCAGAUAUCGAUGUUGUCCAUGUCAUGCCGGUUGGUCAAGCGGAUGAACGGCUGAAGCUCGAUACUCUUCUUCUAGAGUCAGUGGCUUCCAGACGAAGAGAAUUUGUUUUCCUGUACCAUAUAGGGAGCUUACUGGCUGGCGAAUUCACGGGCCAGUCUAUUGAUGGCCUUGCCCGAAAAUUGCUGCAAAGUCUCAUAUUUUUCCAGCAGAGAGCUGAACAGCCAUCAAGAAGAGCGUUGGUGUUUGUUGCCUACGAUUUGGGGGAUUUAAUUGUCAAAAAGGCCAUCUGCAUCGCUGGCGCAAAUGAGCAAGAAUGGCCAGGAAUUUUCAUGAGCGCCGCUCAGUUUAUAUUCGCAGGCGGCUUCCAAAGAGCAAAUGACUCACAAUUGCUCUAUUCCAAAGUAUUCGACUUCCUCAUGUCUCGAAAGGACACCUCAUGGGAACGAGCUUUGUCACCUGAAUCAAUCAGUAGUCUUACAAAGUGCACAGUGGAAAUUACUGAAGCUUUUAUCGCUUCCAAAAUAACGCUUCGAAGCCAGGUUAUAAGUCUUUAUGCAAAUGUGGUAGGGCAAGAGGAGAAGAUAUCAUAUAUAUUUGAUCAAGCCACCGCGACAAUGGGGGUGCCAAACGAGAUCAUACUUCGAGAACAAAAGCAGAAAGACAAAGAGCCAUUUUGGGAUUUACAUAACACAGUUUGUUCUAACAUUAAAUCUUGGCUCCCUCACGAGUCUUGGAUUCCCUUUCAGCAAUCCCUUUUGGCAGUAACUUCGGCACAUCGUCCGUUGUCGUCAACAUGUCUUGACGAUUCACACCCGGUGUUUAACAGCACUGAAUAUGAAACAUGGAUGGCAUCUGCUGGUGCGCGCAUACUAUAUGUUUCUGGUGAUGAUCAUAACGCGGUAACGGAAGCUGCUGAACAGGUAUUCCUCGACUGGAGGCUCAAACAAAGAAAGAAUCGGAAGGAAGGGGUAGUAUUCUUACCCAUCUCGUUUGUUUUCUCUGCCCGUGACCCAACACGCUCUUCAAUGAAGGACAUGAUCAGCUUGCUCCUGGUCUCAUAUCUUUCUGGCAUUGCAAUUGCGAAAGGCGACCCAUUGCCUGGAGCCAUAAGAGAUCAGUUGGUGCUUCAACACGCAUGGACGGAAACGGAUCUCUUCAAGCUUUUGGCAAUAUUUUCCCGCGAGUUUAUGGGCUUCAAUUUGGUUCUUCUACUUCAGAAUAUCGACGAAUGCGACAAACACAGUCGAGAUACAUUCUGGGAUGUGCUGAGCGCCUUCGCAACCAGGAGUGAAACGCGGUUCAAGGUAGUGGUUACAUGCGGGAAAUCCCUUGAUCUUCAUGAUGAACUACGCCACUGGGCAGAUAUCCCGGUCGACACAUGGAUUCUCCCGGAUGAUAUGGAUGAGUCGAACGAGAAUGCUGAGGAUGAUUACCCGGAUGACCUGGUCUCUACCUUUUGUCCCGGUGGGCAUGGCGAGACUGAAAUUAGGCCGAAGCUUGAAGAGCUGAAGCUUAUGAAGAAAGAAAACCGAGACAUGAUUCUUAAACUGAUAGGGGAAAUUACUAACUGGCCCCAAGAGCUGUCAACAAAGGCAUUGCACAAGUUCUCUUCUCACCUCCGAGCCGUUACCUUGGCUUCUACACCAGCUGAUAUUUUGAGAAAAGCUCUACGAAACGUUGCUCAUCAGGAGGGCCUCAGCUGGAUUUUGGGAUGGCUCUUUAAGGGGCAACGACCCCUAAGCUACCCUGAACUGGCAAUGAUGCUGUACCAUUACAAACGUGGAGAAACUCAAGGUUUCCAAGUACCUUCUUCUAUGGAGCUAGACGACUUUCUAUCGCAAAUUCGGCUAUGGUUUCGCGGCAUCACAGAGUCUGUCAGCGGGCAGGUCCGUAUCAAGGAAGAAUUACGGGAUUACCUGCAGAAUGAGUUGAGCAGCAUUUGGGCGGAAUCAGCAUCACCUGGCGCCAUCACGACAUUUUUACUCAAUUACUUGAAAGCACCCAAUAUUCAGCAACGGCUAGAAUCCAUUAACAAAGAGUAUCAGUCUCGAGUUGAGUCUUCUGGUGAAGCCAUUACGCCACCGCUUAUCUCGGAUGGACAAGACAUUAUAUUCUAUGCUAUUCAGGCUCUCCCUUAUCAUCUAUCCGAGAAUCCUGUCGUCUUAAAGAGUAUCAAAGAUGAAUUGAUGGCUAGCGACGGCAAAUUGACAACAUGGUCAAAGGCAUACUGGGCUAUGAGCAACCCAUUCUCCCGUCCCGAAUCUGGAGCUUUACAUUCGCCUUGUGAAACACUUCUUGCGCUGGGGAAUCUGAAGCCGGAAGCCAUUACCAUUCUCAAGGAGAUGCAGCAUUCAUCACUCUCAUCUACAACUGGUAGCCGCGCGAAGAAUAGCUCACCAAAAUCACCAGAUUUAGACUCUCUAUCCAAGGCGAUUAGAGAGGCAAAUGAGGAUGUCGCGGUGUCUAUUGCAGAGGAGCUGAUUUCCGCAUCCAAAAGACAAGAUCAAGACUACGAGCAUAUUGACGGUUCAAAGUUUAGCUCAAAAUUACCCUGGCCGUCGUGGUUCCUAUGGAGAGCAGUAUAUCUUAACAUGGUCCGAUUAGUUACGUUGCUCGUGAACGACGGCAUCGACCUAGACCCAACAGAUGGAGGUCCCGAAUUCUUUCCAUCUCCGCUCUACAUGGCCUCCCGUCUAUGCCACGACCAGAUAAUAGACAUACUGAUAGAGCAUGGGGCCAAUCUCCAUGUGAAGAGACUGAACAAAUACAAGCCAGUACAGACUGCGACUUCCAAUGGUAGUAUGCAUGGCGUCAAGCUUAUGAUAUCCAAAGAUGCCUCGCUUCUGGAGAGUCAGGAACCGGAAACACCACUAUAUUUCGCGGCCCUCGAGGGUGGCUGGGCCAUGGCAAAGAUGCUAUUAGAUCUUGGAGCCGAUCCAAACUCAGGAUUAGGGGAGAGACCGAACUAUAGAUGGGCUCCUCUUGUCGUUGCAGUAGAGGGGAACCAUCUUAAGACAGUGGAGAUUCUACUCGAAAACAAAGCAGAUCCUAACAUUUGCGGACCAAACAAUCUGGACACUCCACUCUGGUUUGCAGCUAUCAAGGCAGCGAGUGCGGACAUGGUUCGCCUCCUCCUCGAUCACGACGCAGAUCCCAAUCACGAACUGCUAAAUCCGCCAUUACCUAUAGAAUUGGUAAGAUCAUCGGUAUCAGUCAAGGAUAAGCUUGCUAUCUUCGAAGUUCUCAUCAAAAACUCACCCCCCGUUCGGAUCAAUGCAACCGACGGGGAGAUUAUGACGCCGCUCCUCUACGCCGCAGAGGCGGGAGAAUUGUCUCUGGUGACAUGGCUUCUAGAGCACGAGGCAGAUGUCAACGGCACAGACAACCUUGGCCGCAGCGCCCUCUGGUAUGCCAUUAAGAAUUUGCGUGUAGAGGUAGUCCGCGAGCUGCUGAAUUGGAAGCCCCAGCUGAACAACUUGACCACAAGCGGACAGCCGCUUGUCGAAAUUGCAAUAGAGGACGUCGAAAUCAUGCGGAUGCUGCUAGAUGCUGGUAUCGACAUGGAGCAGCCAAACUACAACAAUCACACUGUCCUCAAUAUCGCCGUUGAUUGGAGGAAGACGGAGGUUGUGAGGCUCCUGGUUGAGAGAAAGGCGAACAUGUACCACUGCGGCAACGGCGGCUGGAAUGCAAUUACGAUUUCAACCUGGAGUACUGCAGACCCGCAGAUUCUGCGAAUUUUGGCAGAUGGCGGUGCAAAUCUUGGUGUGGUUCAUCCGGAGACUGGAAACACUCCCCUGCAUUUCGCCAUGGCCUGGCAGGAGGAGGAGCUCACCAAGAUCAUUCUAGAACAUCGCAAGAGCAUUGAUCUGGAGAAGCGCAACAACUACGGCAGAACACCUCUUUUGUAUGCCUGUGGAGAGGAUAACGAAGACUGCAUCGAGCUCCUCGUCAAAGCUGGAGCCGAUGUCAAUGCGGAAGAUCAAUGGGGCUGGACAGUCCUAUCGCUUGCUGCGAGACGCGCGCUCAAGGCCCAUGUCACUGACCUGCUCCUCGCACAGCCAGAUCUUAAAAUAGACGCUGAAGGGAAAACCAAAGGGACCGCGCUGAUGGUGUCGUGUCGUUCGCUGAACCGUGAAAUGGUAACCAAACUCCUUGCCCACGGAGCUGAUGCGAACAUAUCGGUCAAGGAGCUAUCUUACAACAGCACGGCGAUAAAAUCUGCCUGUAUACCCUGGAAGGAACUGUACGAUGAUAAAAAGAACGAGAUGGAUGGAAUUGUUUCCGAGUUGAUCGCCAAUGGAGCUGAUGUCAAUGCCGUGGGAGGAUGCAACAUCUACAAUGCCAUUUGUGCAGCCUCUUUUGCAGGCUUCGCCAGUACCAUCAACCUUCUUCUUGAUAAAGGGGCUUCCGCGCAAGACCCUGAUCCUUUAGGUCGACUCCCGAUCCACUAUGCUGCCGCGAAUGGCGUCAAGAAUUUCGAGGCAAUAGCCCUUGUCCACAAGGGAGAUAUUUUGGUCUGCGACCGCGCCGGCAAGAACGCUCUACACUGGGCCGCUCAGUUCGGCAACGUGAAGACGAUUGAAGCUAUCCUGGAGCUUCUGGACUCUUCACCAAAAAAGAGAAAGGAGUACGUCAAUCAAGCUGAUAUUGAUGGCUGGACGCCGCUUUGCUGGGCCGUACGCCCUGUUACUGUGCGCCUUGGGCCUGACUCGGAGUCUGAGCCCCGUGAUUAUGUCAAAACCGUGAAAUAUCUCAUUGAGCAAGGAGCCGAUUGUUCAGUCAAAUUUACCAUGGGAACGGGCAAAAAUGUCGAGACGUUUACUCCCGUGGAGAUGGCCAGGCUCUGUGGCGCUGCCGUUGCCAGCGAGAUCAUCGACAUGUUGGAUACCAGCCUGGAUGACAGCUUAGCAAACGGUACAGAGAGGAAAAGCAGCGACGCCAAUAAGCCGAGUAAAAGAUAUAAGUCAAAAACAGCCUAUUGCGACAUAUGUCUAAAUACAAUUUUUGGCCAUUCAUACCAGUGCCAGACGUGUCCCGACUUUGAUACCUGCAAGAAAUGCUACGGCAGAAUAGACUUUUAUCACAAUGAUAUCAGUUUUGAUGACAAACAACAUUCUUUUGCGUUUCGGAAAGAUUACGAACAAGAAUUUGAAGACCUUCCGGCUGAAGAGUCACCUGACCCUGAGAAUGGAAAUCAAGAGAACGUGGGUGGAAAAGAGACGGAACGAUCUGAUGAUGGUGAGCUGCAGAAGAAUGGAGACGACGAGACGGAUGACUUGGGUCUUGGGAGUUUGGAUGAUUUGGACGAGUUGGAGGUGGCGGAGGAUGAUACCCGCGUCACCGCAAAAUACUCCAUCAAGCCCGUCAAACCCCGCAAAGCAGCAGACCCCAGCUCUACCUCCGCCGACGAAUCCUCCUCCCCCUCGGACCCGAAACCCCCCCGCGGCAGCCUCGUCCUCAAGACCUACGACCCCGUCAGCGGCGUCGCGCUCAAGUACCGCACCACAAAGGCCGCGGAGGUCACGCGCCUCAUGUACGCCGCCAUGGGUCGUCUAGGCAGGGCGCAGGCCGGCGUGCAGGACGUUCCCGAGGAGACGAUGCAGGAUGCUGAUGCGGUUGAAACGCCGCAGGGAGAGCAGACGCCGACGCAGCAGACGCAGCAGCAGGGUGCGGCGGGAGGUGGUGGGGGUGGGAAGAAGAAGAAGAAGGGCAAGAAAUGA